Messenger RNA from Folsomia candida, 1905 nucleotides. RefSeq names its product membrane-associated progesterone receptor component 2 (gene MSBP). NCBI's taxonomy places the organism in Eukaryota, Metazoa, Arthropoda, Collembola, Entomobryomorpha, Isotomidae. The coding region runs from base 770 to 1339 and encodes 189 amino acids. Gene Ontology annotation, cellular component: membrane; endomembrane system. The record is from RefSeq and is a predicted model, not a curated record. The transcript has 5 exons.
CGUAAAUACGCUUGUCAGUGAAAUUCAACCCCGUUCAAGUAUUUAUUUAUGCGAUAUCAUCAUCAUCAUCACCCACUAACCCACUCCAGUAUAAGUUAGUAAAAUAACAUAAAAACCAAGGUAUUUAGCAUCCCAAGUUACGAUAGCAUGAGAAAAUAUAAUAGGACGUGUACUUCUUCUCGUCAUCGUCAUCAUCGCUGCUGCUGCUGCUGCUAUUAAUUGGUCAGCACGGUUGGAUUGGAGCAGAGUUUAAGUGUUAAUUGUGCAAGCGGAGCAACUAACUUUAACAAUUUCGUUAGGAGUAAAGUUAACUUGGGAUUGAAUUGCAACAUAAUUUCCAUCUCCUUCCGUAUCCAUGGCAACGCAAUAAUACUCGGAAAAGAUCACCUGACUGGUCGCAUUUUCCCACUCACUCAGAGAGAGGCUUCUCACUCGCAGAAAGAAAAGAAAGAAGUUGGAAGUCGAGAGGGGAAAAGUUUGUAGAGUUGUUUUCUUCCGUGGGGAAAGUUUUGGUCGGCAGCAGGAGGGAAGAAAGUUCGAGGAGGAGGAGGAGAUAAGGCACUUAACGACAAGACUAGUUAACAGCGAACGAUAAUAGUGUCAAAAAAGACAAAGUUUAGUUCGGAAAUCCUCAAUUGAAAUUAUUAUCCAGAGAUCCAUCCGAUCGGCCUCUUUUUUUGUCGUGGAGUUGACUAUUUUACUUGACAUAUUCUUGUUAUUCUUGUUUCUUGUUAACUGAGUUUUUUAUCGAGACGGAAAAAAUAUAGACAUGGACGCUGACCAAGCCGCAUCCGUGGUAGAGGAGGGCAGUAGCAUCCUCGGAGACCUAUACACCGAAAUCACGUCAUCCACCCUCAACAUUGCAUUGUUGGUCGCAAUCCUCAUCCUCGUGUACAAAAUAUUCAAGGGAAGGUCGGACGAUGAUGGAGACACUGCGGUCAAGGUGGACCCUCCACUUCCAAAAAUGAAGAAACAGGACAUGACGCUGGAAGAGCUUCGAAAAUAUGACGGGACUCAAGCCGAUGGGCGCGUCCUGUGUGCCAUCAAUGGAAGGAUUUUUGAUGUCACGAAAGGAAAACGGUUUUAUGGUCCUGGUGGUCCAUACGCUUCAUUUGCUGGACAUGAUGCUUCCCGAGCCCUGGCAAUGUUUCAGACAGACAUGGUAAAGGACGAGUGGGACGAUUUAUCCGAUUUGGACAGCAGUCAGAUGGAAUCUGUUCGAGAAUGGGACGCGCAACUUGCCGAGAAAUACGAUGUCAUUGGACGGCUGCUCAAGCCUGGUGAAGAACCGAGUAAUUAUUCCGAUGAUGAAGAUGGAGAGAAGAGUAAAGAUGACUGAUCGUGAUCACAUUUCAAAUACGCAGAUUUUCUAUUUCUUUCCAAUCCAAUUUCAAAUGUCUUCUGCUACUAAACCUAACUGAGAAAUACUUUAUCAGACUUAUUAUCAUCAUCAUCAUCGCUUCUACUACGGAUAGAAGAACCUGUAUCUAAAAUAACUAUAUAGUUUAGAUAUGUAUAAAAGUGACGAAGCAGCCGAGUACUGUCUAGAUUAUAAACUUUCAUUCCGUAAAACACAGCAACAACUCAACGAGAGAAGGGACGAAGAGGAGAGGUUGUACGUAUUUUGAUUACAACCAAUUGUUCUAAAACUUAGCAGUGUAUGUAAACAAGUAACUGCAAUGUAAUGUUAAUUUCUUGGGCGUUAUACAUUAUUUUCCGCUUUGACAGCCAUGCCAAACUUAUGCAUAAUGAAAUGAAUGUAUAUUGAAGAAGAUGGACAACCUAAAAUUUGUCAUAUUAUAUAAUUCUAUUACAUAACAAAAUAUAUGUACGAGUUAAAUAACUUCCUAUCGAUGUGAUUAUUAUCAUUGAAGAAAUAAUUAAUAAAAACAGACAUAUUUAAGA